UCUUUUUUUGCCUAAAAUAAACACCUAAUAAAAAAAAACAAACAAAAUGAUUGAGGACAAAGAUAUGAUUGAAGUGAAUUUGAAUUCGAAAUUAAUGCAAUUGCAAGAUGAAAUAAACGAUUUUCGUUUGCGCGAAUCUUCGCAUUGUUUAACGAAAUCGUAUAGUAUUAAUGAUUUGAAAGAACGUGAAUUGGCCGAGAGUAAAUUAAAUAAUCAUCAGAAAUAUGCCACAAUUGGUGGCAUUAAGAAAAAUUCCAGUAAAAUGUUGGAUAAUCCCAAUAUCAGCUGUCUGAGGCAAAUGUAUUGCCCAGAUUGUCAUCAGCGUUUGGACUCGGAGAGUGUGAGAUUUGAGACUUUGUUGUCGUGUUGCCUGCCCUUAUUUCCCCUGAAUCGUGUCUACCAAUGCUGUGUAAAACGUUCCGUUGGUCGUAAAGUCAUCUGUAAUAAAUGUGGCAGUAAUUUGGGCUACUGGAAACGUUCAUGAAUUAUUACAUACUUAGUUUUAAAUAACACUUUCGAAUCUCUCAUAUGUUAAAAUAGCAGUAAAUUAAAAAUAAUAAUAACUUAAUUACAUAAAUAUAUUAUAAAUAAAAUAAACUUGUACCGUAAGUAGAAAUAAUAAACAA
Calliphora vicina (urban bluebottle blowfly) is the source of this 626-nucleotide messenger RNA. RefSeq lists its product as uncharacterized. NCBI's taxonomy places the organism in Eukaryota, Metazoa, Arthropoda, Insecta, Diptera, Calliphoridae. The coding region runs from base 47 to 484 and encodes 145 amino acids. The transcript has 2 exons. The record is from RefSeq and is a predicted model, not a curated record.